AUGGAGACUUCUCAACAUCAACAUGCGACGACGGAACAUCAUGUGGCUAAGGACGCAGCGGUCCCAGCUGUUGCUGCGUCAACGGUGAUGGAGGAGGCCGGCGAGACUGAAAAUCAAGCACCGAAGCGUUCCCUCUGGAUCGCAUGGCUUUACAUGUUCGACUGGUAUCCUUCACAUCUUUCGAAACAGGAGAAGAAGUUUCUGCGAAAACUUGAUGCUUUUCUGCUCACGUUCACAUCACUAGCCUUCUUCUUGAAGUGGCUGGAUUCUUCCAACAUCAACUCCGCUUACGUCUCUGGCAUGAAAGAAGAAUUGAAGCUUUUUGGAAAUGAAUACUCCAUGUUCCAAACGUUCUACAACAUCGGCUACAUCAUCUGCCAAGUCCCAGCAAUGCUACUACUUUCCCGACCUAAAUACUCCCGAUACUUUCUGCCAACUAUGGAGGUACUGUGGAGCAUAUUGACAUUUGCUCAAUGCAAGCUUCAAACCGCUCCUCAGAUCUACGGCACCAGGUUCCUACUCGGCGUACUCGAGACCCCAGUUGCAUCAGGUUCUCUGUUCAUUCUAUCCUCAUGGUAUAAGCCUGAGGAACUCUUCAAGCGCGCGGGCUUGUGGUAUGUGUAUGUGAACACGAACAGACUUCCCCCCAUCCUCGACAUCGCACUGACACUUAUCAGAUCAAAUAACAUUGGUGUGAUGUUCGGUGGAUAUCUUCAAGCGGCAGCUUACAAGAACCUAAACGGGGUUCAUGGUAUGGCAGGAUGGCGCUGGCUAUUCAUCAUCGACGGCUGUAUCAGUCUUCCCAUCGGCAUCGCUGGCUACUUCAUUUUCCCCGGCAUGCCCACCAGCGGCAAGCCUUGGUGGCUUACUCAGGAAGAACAUGAAAUCGGCCAACGAAGAAUGCGAGAGGAAGGCAUCGAAGAGCCCAAGAAGAUCAGCAUGCAGAUGUUCAAGCGCGUUUUUGGUCACCGGCAUUGGUACAUUGGCGUUCUCGCCUAUGUGUUGUUUCUGUCAGGAGCGUACCCUCACGGCCAGAUGGCUCUAUGGCUCAAAGAUCAAGCAGACAAAUGGGGCAUUUAUACGGUGCCACAGAUCAACACCAUCCCCACAGGAGCUCAGGGGGUUUCAGUCGUGGCGGCAGUAUUGGCCACAUCCCUGUGCAUGGUGUAUCCCACAUGGGUCAUCUUCCAGAUCGUAAUGGCGAUCUUCAUGUUUGCGAACAUCGUGCAAAUGGUUUGGUUCGUGCCGCAUGGCCUGCACUUUGUGUCUUACUAUCUCUUCGGCGUCAGUGCAGCCGUCACGCCCAUCUUGGUACCAACCGUGAAUUACUGGCUCAAGGAUUCGGCUGAGGCACGCGCAUUCUGCACAGGAAGCAUGCUGACGCUCGGUUUCGCGAUCUCAAGCUUCUACCCCCUUGUCGUCUUUCCAGUGGUAGAGGCUCCCCGAUGGAGAAAGGGCUACAUCGUCAACUUCUUCUUCAUUCUAGGAUGCUGGGCUUCUCUCACGACUGGUUUCUUCCUAUAUCGUAAGCAAGAGAAGAGGCAGAAACAGCUGGAUCUUGACGAAGAGAACCUUAAAGGUGCUGAUGUCAAGCACGUGGAUUAG
This is a messenger RNA of Colletotrichum chrysophilum, 1605 nucleotides long. RefSeq lists its product as uncharacterized. Gene Ontology annotation, cellular component: membrane. Gene Ontology annotation, molecular function: transmembrane transporter activity. Bases 1 to 1605 code for a protein of 534 amino acids. The record is from RefSeq and is a predicted model, not a curated record. Gene Ontology annotation, biological process: transmembrane transport. The transcript is spliced from 4 exons. NCBI's taxonomy places the organism in Eukaryota, Fungi, Ascomycota, Sordariomycetes, Glomerellales, Glomerellaceae.